Molecule: messenger RNA, 2424 nt
Organism: Siniperca chuatsi (mandarin fish)
Lineage: Eukaryota; Metazoa; Chordata; Actinopteri; Centrarchiformes; Sinipercidae
Product: protein-glutamine gamma-glutamyltransferase 2-like
Exons: 15
Coding region: 148-2193 (681 amino acids)
Biological process (GO): peptide cross-linking
Molecular function (GO): protein-glutamine gamma-glutamyltransferase activity
Source: RefSeq, a predicted model, not a curated record
AUAUGGGGGCGCCAAGAUCAGGUAUCACAUGCUACAAAUAUCCCUCAGGGACUGUUGCACUGCAGGAUUGUUAACCAGUAAGCACAGACUGCAGCUGGAGUGUCAAUUCCCACACACAAGUCGAGGGACAAAAACUUCACUGCAGACAUGAGUCAAGUCUUGGACAUUGAGCGUUGUGAUCUGGACAUUAAGAGGAACAGCAGCAGCCAUCAUACAGAGCUGUUUGGAGAGGAGCGUUUGAUUGUCAGAAGGGGACAGCCCUUCAACAUCAUUUUACAUUUGAAAUCUGGCAGCAAAGAGUUCCAACGGGGUGAAACAAGCUUCACACUCAUCGUUGAAACUGGUCCGUUACCCAAAAAAGAAUCAGGCACUAAGGUUUCCUUUGGUCUACGUGACUCCACAAUUGACACUGAGUGGAGUGCAUCUGCCACUAAUGAUCCCUCUGGAAACACAGUGUCUGUAUCUAUCAGUUCCUCACCCGACUCCCCCAUAGGGGUCUAUUCUCUGACUCUGGACCAGGAGGGGCAGAAGACCAGUUUAGGACAGUUCAUCCUGCUUUUUAAUGCUUGGUGCCCCAGAGAUGCUGUUUACAUGCGCAGUGAGACGAAGAGGCAGGAGUAUGUUUUAGCACAACAUGGGCAGAUCUACACUGGAAUAUUUAUACAUAUCAAAGGGAUACCCUGGAACUACGGACAGUUUGUACCAGGAAUACUGGAUAUCUGUCUGAAGAUCCUCGAUAAAAACCCAAAAUGUGUGUCUGAUGCUGACAAGGACUGCUCUGCCAGGAGAAAUCCCAUCUAUGUGACCAGGGUGCUGAGUGCAAUGAUCAACAGUAUUGAUGACAUGGGUGUGCUGGUGGGAGCGUGGGGAGAGAUUUCUGAUGGAGUUCAUCCGGGACAAUGGAUUGGCAGCGGGGACAUUUUGUGCCAGUGGGCAGAAAGUGGACCCGUCCGCUACGGCCAAUGUUGGGUCUUUGCUGCUGUUGCAUGCACAGUGUCCCGUGCCCUGGGCAUCCCAUGUCGAGUGGUUACUAACUUUGGAUCGGCUCAUGAUACUAAUGCCAACCUGGUGAUAGAAAAACUUUUUGAUGAAAAUGGUGAAAGAAUUUAUGAAGGUGACUCGAUAUGGAACUUCCAUGUUUGGGUGGACAGCUGGAUGACUCGUCCUGAUUUGGGGUCAGAGUUUGAUGGGUGGCAAACCAGUGACCCAACCCCACAGGAGAAAAGUGAAGGUGUUUUCUGUUGUGGACCGGCCUCACUUAGGGCCAUCAAGGAAGGAGAGCUGACCAAGAAGUAUGAUGCUCCCUUUAUCUUUGCUGAGGUUAAUGCAGAUGUUGUGGAAUUGGUGCGCCAGUCAAAUGGAGAGUUUGCCAAAUACAAAGGAUCAACUACGUCUGUUGGCCGCUUCAUCAGCACCAAAGCUGUGGGCUCAGAUGACAGACACGACAUCACACACCAGUACAAGUAUCCAGAAGGCUCAGAGAAGGAGAGGCAGGUGUAUGAGAAGGCUCAACACCACAACAAGCUACAGCAGCGAGGAGAAGAGCCAGGGCUCCAUCUCAAGAUCAAACUUGCUGAUAACAUGAUCAUAGGCUCGGACUUUGAGGUGUCAGCUGUCCUCACUAACAACUGCAUGGAGACAAAGACCUGCUCCUUGCUGUUCUUUGCCAGGGGUGUCCGCUAUGACGGAAAACAAGGAGAGCGCUGUGGACAUGCUUCAGACAAAGUGAAGGUGCCCGCUGGAGAAGAAAGACGUCUGUCCCUCAGACUGGAGUAUGACCAUUAUGGAUCAGUGAUCACCUGUGACAGGUUGAUUCAGGUGUCAGCCAUCGCCAUCGACAAGCAGACCGUAUAUUACCAUAAGGCUGAGAAGACCAUUGUGUUAGACGAGCCAGACAUAGAGAUCAAGCUAGUGGGAGAAGCCACAGUGAACCAGUCUAUGACGGUAGAGCUGACCUUGCUGAACUCUUUACCAGAAUCGCUGCAGGACUGCAGCUUCACCAUAGAGGGGAUCGGCCUCACUGACGGCAAACCCAUAACCGCAAAGAUCGGAGCUGUGGGCCCCAAACAGGAGGCUAAGGCCAGCAUUGAGUUCAGUCCCACCAGUUCUGGCUCCAGUUGGUUGCUGGUGAACUUUGAUAGCAACAAACUGAGGAACAUCAAGAGCUCCAUCAAUUUUGUUGUGAAGGGUUAAGCCAGUACAGAAGAACAAAAGUUUUCUUUAUUUUGUUGUUUAAUUGGACUACAGUAGGUGGAGAUUACAGGGCUGCCCUUUCAUAGGGACUUUAUUUAACCCACAUAAUAUACUAUACUAAUAUACUAUCCACAAUAAUAUUUUUAAUUAAUAAUUUUAUUAGCAAACACAAAUGUUGAUGAAGGGGAAAAAAAUCCAAUUUGCUAACUACAAAUAAAAUUUUGCAAAAUA